AUGCACAGCUCACAACGUGUAUCGCUGAUUGUUGUGGGUGUUUUGGCGACAUUCCUUGGAAUGAUACUACUUCGUGGAUAUGUAUGUUCNUUCUCCAUUGGCUUUACGAUCGCGUCGUUUAUAUCGGUCAAGUAUGGAGUUGGUUUAGAGACCGACAAACUUCCGCCAGGUUACCAGCAAAAGGCAGUUCAGGCCAUAUACGCGAUACAGAUCUUCUACUACCUCAGUGUAUUUUGUGUUAAGACAAGUAUAAUGUGUCUUUACCUUCGCAUAUCUAAGGGUCUGCGGACGUGGUUUUGGAGAGCAAGUGUCGCUACCAUUGCUCUUCUGGUUGCUCAAUUCAUCUCCACCAUCCUUGUGACUGUUCUCCAAUGUCGUCCUGCACCCAAAUAUUGGCACCCGAGCUUGCCAGGGAUUUGCAUCAACAUCAAUGCCUUCUUCUAUUGUAAGCGAAAAUGCUUUCGAUCAGGGCUGAUAUCUGACAAGCAUACCAAACANGCAACAAACAUCUUCACAAUUGCCUCUGACAUACUGAUCUUCGCACUGCCGAUACCUCUACUCUGGUCGCUCAAGAAGACGUCAAAGCGGGACAGAUGGGCUGUACUUGGUGCAUUCUUGGUCGGCUUCGUCUCUACCAUUGUGUCUUGUGUGCGGCUGUAUUCCAUUAGAGUAUACACGCUGUCGAAAGAGCCAGUCAGAGAAGCAGCGCCGAUCAAUCUCUGGUCGUUCCUCGAGAUCAAUCUGGGGAUACUGUGUACUUCCGGUCCAGUUCUUAAAGCACUCGUUGCACCGUCCAUAAACAGCGUUCCAAGAGCUAGGAAGAUCAGGUUCUCUUCCGGCAGACUCUCAUUUGUCGAAUCUGGAGGCAAAAAACAAUCUACCAUCACCGAAACAGAG
This is a messenger RNA of Aureobasidium uvarum, 897 nucleotides long. Lineage: Eukaryota; Fungi; Ascomycota; Dothideomycetes; Dothideales; Saccotheciaceae. The record is from the annotation of a GenBank genome assembly.